Messenger RNA from Gopherus evgoodei (Goodes thornscrub tortoise), 1506 nucleotides. It is a transcript of the gene METTL21C, whose product is annotated as methyltransferase like 21C. Gene Ontology annotation, biological process: peptidyl-lysine methylation. Lineage: Eukaryota; Metazoa; Chordata; Testudines; Testudinidae. Gene Ontology annotation, cellular component: cytosol; cytoplasm. The record is from RefSeq and is a predicted model, not a curated record. Gene Ontology annotation, molecular function: protein-lysine N-methyltransferase activity.
UUGCUACAGCUGUUUGGCAGUGGUUUUCACUCCAGCAUAAAUGGUUCCCAUGAUGCUAAUCAAUUCAAAACGUUUCAAAGAUUAAUCACCUCCCUUGCCUCUUCGGCUCUAUUUGGGAAAAGAAGUUGCCGAUAUCUGUUAGGGGAGGGGUCAGGAUCGUUGUCUUGCUGCAGCUGCUCUCAGGGAAUCAGAGAGCAGCCAGGCUGAGUUUGCUGAAGCUGUUUCCAGUCACAGCCAUAGCCCCCAUUGCCCCUGGCAAUUUUAAGGGGUGAAAAAGCCAGGACUGCUGGAGUGAAGAGGAGAGGGUAGUUUGCCAGCAUUCCUGCUAUGAUCACACAGCACCUGCCACUCCGCAACGAAAUUCAAAGAGCAAUGGACUGCCCAAGCAGAGAGAAGGAGCUUAAUGAACAGCAGUCUGAAUGUCAGGAUGAGUCUAAUUGCCCUGACUAUUCAGAAUCCAAUUCAGAAUCACCAAGAAUUCUUAUACUGCAGAAGUGGAUUCCUACAGUUUCUCCCUAUUUUGACAAGGAGCAUUAUUGUUAUGCAGACCAUCAGAUCACUAUUCAAGAAUCAUUAGACCACUUCGGAGCUAUAGUAUGGCCCGGUGCAUUGGCUUUAUCUCAGUACCUGGAAUCAAAUCAACAAGAGAUCAACCUAAAAGACAAAAAGGUACUUGAAAUUGGUGCUGGAACAGGACUGGUAUCCAUUGUGGCUAGUAUACUAGGAGCUUAUGUUACUGCUACUGAUUUGCCUGAAGUACUUGAAAAUCUCAAAUUGAAUAUUUCAAGAAAUACACAAAACAUGAAUACACACCAACCUGAAGUGAGGAAGCUGGUAUGGGGAGAAGAUCUCAAUGAAGACUUCCCUAAAUCAACUCACCAUUAUGAUUUUAUUUUGGCAAGUGAUGUUGUCUACCACCAUACCUCUCUGGAUCCAUUACUAACAACAAUGGCAUAUUUAUGCCAGCCAGGGACAGUAUUAUUAUGGGCAAAUAAGUUCAGAUUCAGCACAGAUUUUGAAUUUUUAGAGAAACUUCGCAAUAUACUAAUCGUUACACUUCUAGCAGAAUUUCCAGAAUCAAAUAUCAAGCUGUUUAAAGCCACAGUAAAAGAGAAUUAAAACAAUACAGUCACAAUUCUGAUGCCCUUCAAAGUUUGAGCUUUUAAGUUUUAGUACAUAAUGCACACUAAGUGCAUUAAUGUCCAUAAACCUGUCCCUGAGUCUUUGAAUUUUGCACUUCAAUAAAGGAAAAAUUAAGAUGGAUGAUAAUAUCAUGACACUACUUAACAGUCUGAUUUGUCUCAUAAGCUUAUAUACAUGAUUUACUCAAGCAAAUCAAUUUAUUGCUGCCAGAGGGUCCACAGUAACAAAACACAACCAGAAGGUAAAGCUCCAACAUUUCAAAUCAACUAUUAGAUCUAGCUAUACAGUAAUUUCCCUCGUUAACGUUGUCGUUAUGUUCCUGAAAAAUGCGACUUUAAGCAAAAUGAUGCUAUGCGAAACCAA